Molecule: messenger RNA, 3854 nt
Organism: Scylla paramamosain (green mud crab)
Lineage: Eukaryota; Metazoa; Arthropoda; Malacostraca; Decapoda; Portunidae
Product: vesicle-fusing ATPase 1-like
Exons: 9
Coding region: 457-2697 (746 amino acids)
Biological process (GO): intra-Golgi vesicle-mediated transport; Golgi to plasma membrane protein transport; SNARE complex disassembly
Cellular component (GO): Golgi stack
Molecular function (GO): ATP binding; ATP hydrolysis activity
Source: RefSeq, a predicted model, not a curated record
CUUUCCUUAGGAAUGCAAUCUUUCUUACAAUAUUAUAUAAACUCUUCAAUAUAAGUUAAUAUUGGGACUCAGAUCGGUGGUGGACGCCCCUACAAACCAGAUUAGAAACCUGCAAGGUUAUAUCUGCGGGGGUGAAUGAAGAACGGUAUUGAACGAAGGGCGGUGGCGGCGGCGCAGUGUAACGACAGCUUUGGGUCGAGACGCAGUGUGCACCAGUCUGCUCCAAGAUCUCGUGGUUGUAGCUGUUACCAUCACUCCAUACACACGGCUGAACUAAUAAUUGAAAUUCUCUUCUUGGGAUUGUGAGGAUUCCGCAGCGUAUACUCCUUGGAAGCCACACAAGCACUUGUUGCGGCAGCACCCGGUCGGAGGUUCCUGGUUGGACUCCCUCGCCGCGGAUACAGCAAGUGUUGGUGUUGUGUUGUGUUGUCAGUGUACGCCUUCCGUGCCGCCACCAUGUACGGGGGGAUGAUGAGGGUUGCAAAGUGUCCUAACGAGGAGCUUUCCUUCACCAACUGUGUCAUCGUCAACGAAAAUGAUUUCCCGCUGAAGGUCAAGUAUAUUCAGGUAAUAGCAGACCAAGGCCGGCAGUUCAUCUACACCAUCAGACACGACCGAGGGGUGAAGCCUGGCCACAUGGGGUUCAAUGCCAUCCAACGCAAGCAGGCACUUCUCUCCCUUGAUCAAGAGAUCCGUGUGGAGCCAUACGUGCAUGACCCACACAGGCAGCUGAUCGGCACCAUGGUGUUAGAAGCUGACUUCCUGCAAAAGAAAAGCACCACCAAUGAGCCUUACAACACAGAUCAGAUGUCAAUGGCCUUUAUGGAACAGUUUGCUAAGCAUGGAUAUACUGUUGGGCAGCCACUUGUCUUCAAGUUUCAGGACAAGAAGACAUUGUCCCUUACUGUUAAGGAGAUUGAAGCUGCUGACCCAGAGGCAGUGACAUCAGGAACGAAAAAAGAGCCACGCAAAAUAGAUUUUGGAGUGUUACAACCCAAUUCUUCGCUUAUAUUUGAGAAGAGUGAAGGCUCUUUCCUAAUUCUUACAGGCAAAGCAAAGGCCCGGUCAACCCACACCAGUCUCUUCUCAGCUGACUGGGACUUUCAGAAGAUGGGCAUUGGUGGUUUAGAUGAACAAUUUAUUCAGAUUCUCAGAAGAGCUUUUGCCUCAAGAGUUUUUCCACCAGAAGUGACAGAACAGCUGGGAGUGAAGCAUGUCAAGGGUCUACUGCUGUAUGGACCUCCAGGUACUGGCAAGACAUUGAUGGCUCGUCAAAUAGGAAAGAUGCUUAAUGCUCGAGAACCAAAGAUUGUUAACGGUCCUGAGAUUCUAGACAAGUAUGUGGGAGAGUCUGAGGCCAAUGUGCGCCGCCUCUUUGCUGAGGCUGAAGAAGAGGAGAAGCGCAUGGGUCCCAAUUCUGGUCUUCACAUUAUCAUCUUUGAUGAGGUUGAUGCCAUCUGCAAACAGAGAGGUUCAGUUGCUGGCAACACUGGUGUCAAUGACACUGUGGUCAACCAGCUUUUGUCCAAAAUUGAUGGUGUAGAGCAACUCAAUAACAUUCUAGUCAUUGGCAUGACCAACAGAAAGGACAUGAUAGAUGACGCCCUGCUGAGGCCUGGUAGACUGGAGAUCCAAGUAGAAAUUGGUCUUCCUGACGAACAGGGACGAUUUGACAUUCUCAAGAUCAAAACUGCAAAGAUGAAAGAACACAACAAACUGGAUCGUGACGUUGAUCUUGCAGAGAUUGCCUCUCUGACCAAAAAUUUUUCAGGAGCGGAACUUGAGGGCCUUGUGAAGGCUUCCUCAUCCUCGGCCUUGAAGCGCUACAUUCAUCUAGGAAACAAAAUUGAGGUGGAUCCUAAUGCCAUUGACAAAUUGAAAGUUACUCGAUCAGACUUCAUCUACUCCCUUGAAAAUGAUGUAAAACCCUCCUUAGGGACCAGUGAUGAGGCUCUGUCAAAGUUUAUUGAGAGAGGAAUCAUUAAUUGGGGAGCAACCAGAGAACUAGUGGAAAAGGGACUGAUGUUUGUAAAGCAAGCAAGGUCACCUGAAACUAGUAAUCGGCUUUGCCUUUUACUUGAAGGGGCACCAACUGCAGGUACUUCUGCAAUGGCAGCAUAUUUAUGCAAAAAUUCUAACUUCCCUUUUAUAAAAGUCAUUAAUUCUCGAGAAAUGGUUGGUUUCAUGGAGGCCUCCAAGUGUUUGAGAAUCAGUAAAAUUUUUGAUGAUGCAUACCGCUCAGAACUAAGUUGCAUUUUCAUGAAUGACCUUGAACACUUGAUGGGAUAUUCACCUAUUGGCCCAAGGUACCAGUCCCUUGUUCUGGAUGCCAUGUACUCUCUUCUGUCGGCCUCUCCUCCUCCAGGCCGCAAAUUACUUGUCAUCUGCACUUCUAAACGACGCUCAGUACUGGAAGAAUUGGGUCUCCUCUCAGCCUUUACAGCCGUCAUCAGGGUUCCUUAUAUUGCACAUGUGGAAGAUGUCAGGCUUGUGCUGGAGGAGUCACAAGCAAUGAGUCCAGAUGAGAUUGAGGCAGUUAUGGAUCACAUUCAUCAUGGAAAAAUUUUUGUUGGUGUUAAAAAGCUACUGGGUCUCCUUGACACUAUGCGUGUUAUGAAGGGAGUUGACUGGCGUAAGAGAGUAGCAUCUUUCGUUAACUUGUUAGAAGAUGAAGGGGUGUACACUCCAGAACUAUAAUUUUUUUUUUUUUUUUUUUUUGUUGAGUGAGACCAUAUGCAUUCACACAUGGCCAAAUAUACAUCACAAGAUAGAAACUGGUGAGGAAAACUGCAUGGUAAGCUCCAGAUUUUAGUAUUACAUAUUUAAACAUGAAAAUUGUGACAAUUUAGACAAUUAGGCUGGAAUAUAAUAUUAUCUAGCAUCAUCAGUGGUCCCUGUGAAAUAAACAAGUUAAUUUUAGAAUAAUUUUUGAAACUGUGGUGCAGUUGUCAUGCAUGGAAGUAGUAGUCAUAAAACUGGCAAGCUUGCCUUUAUCAGUGGCUAUAGAACAUUAUGAGGAGGAAUUAACAAGUGUUAGGAUUUAUGUCAGAUUAUUGUUUUAUUUCACAUUUUUCAAGUUAUUGCUGUUAUCUUAAGUUAUAUUUCUCUGGUGUGAUGUCUGUUAUUGAGAUUAAUUCAUCACAUCAAGAUUGGGGGAGGGGGAUCCUGAAAAUAUUGUUUAAUAUUGUUUUGCUCAGAACUGUCCUUAGAAAAAUAUCUAUAGUGUGUGUAUGUGUGUGUGUGUGUGUGUGUGUAUGUGUGUGUGUGUGUGUGUGUGUGUGUGUGUGUGUGUGUGUGUGUGUGUGUGUGUGUGUGUGUGUGUGUAAUAAGAAGUGUUCUGCUCUCAAAAUGAGCUCCUGGUGUGCAUUUCUUCAUCUAAUGAAAUAUUCAUUUUUAAGAUCUUCAUUUGUUUACUCCAGUCAUGAAUUUUUAUAGUGGCCAAAUGUAAUGUGUGAUGUGUAAAACAUUAUUAAUAAGUGCUAAAAUAUAGCUACUGAUGUUAGGUAAUAUUUGCUGCAAGAUCAUACACAUAAUAUAUGUAAAUUAACUAUCCUUUCCACUUCUAAUGAACAUAUCAUAUGGUGAUCAAGAAUCUCAAAGCAUGUGUUUGUUUUCCUUUGUGACAGUGCAAUAUUCCACCAAGGGUUUUUCUUUUUUUCUUUUUUUCCUUACAGUGAAAAAAGAUGGUUGAUUGACCAUAAAUUAAAUAAUAUGUAAAAGGUGUUCAACUUACAAAAGGUUGUGGUGUGAUUCAAUUCAUCACCAGUUUGGUAACUUCACAAACAUAUAUAACUGUUAGUUUAUGUUGCUCCUUAAGUAGUCUUUUUUUUUUUCACAUUCAAAACAAAAAUUAA